AUGCUAUCUAUGCAUAACCAGAAUAUUCACUCUAUAAGGUCAGAAAGAAUGGUGAAAUGUCCAUUCAAUCCACAACAUGUAAUGAGCCCUAGCUCUCUGCAACGGCACAUAAUAAGGUGUAUGGUCAAUUAUCCAAAUUUUGUUGUGUGCCCUUAUAAUGCUUUGCAUAGAUUUCGAAAUAAGGACCUUCUUGCAGAUCACAUGCUCCAGUGUGAUUCUAGAUCAAAGGCAUAUAUUAUGGAUGAAGUAAAUGAUGAUAUUAAACAGGAAGUCUGCUAUCAUAUAGAUAAAAUCAGGGCUUUCAAUCUUGAACAUGAGAACUGGGAUGAAGAUUAGGAUUAUGAAGCAAUAUUCCCUUUCUUUUAUAUUGAGAGGUUUUAAAGUGUUAUUAAUUCAUUCAAGGUUUUUUAUAUUAUAUUGAUAUGGAUUUUCACUUUUGCAUUUUUUGUAGUGUGGUUUGUGCAUAUGCAAGGAUAUUUAACAUUUAACUCUCUUUUCAAAUGCAGUUAAAUACCUUGUACUUUGAUGUCUACCAAUGUAUAAUGUCUCUGUUUUAUUGAAAUUGA
Molecule: messenger RNA, 566 nt
Organism: Phaedon cochleariae (mustard beetle)
Lineage: Eukaryota; Metazoa; Arthropoda; Insecta; Coleoptera; Chrysomelidae
Source: the annotation of a GenBank genome assembly